This is a messenger RNA of Exophiala mesophila, 1011 nucleotides long. RefSeq lists its product as uncharacterized. Lineage: Eukaryota; Fungi; Ascomycota; Eurotiomycetes; Chaetothyriales; Herpotrichiellaceae. The coding region runs from base 1 to 1011 and encodes 336 amino acids. The record is from RefSeq and is a predicted model, not a curated record. The transcript has a single exon.
AUGGCUCGAGUGUCGUUCAUGACACUAGCAUCGAACGAUGUCAAAUCUUCCUCCUCGACACCUCCAUCACCACGCUCACAGCCGUCAACUCCUCCAGACAAACAAAUGUCUUUCAAACCCACUCAUCGCUAUCACCCGAAAAUGGUUCUUAAAUCCGCGAGAUCUCUCCUUUCCUGGCCCUUGUAUUGUUCAGCUCUUCCUCGAAGAAACAUUCCAUCUCAACAACGAAAACACCAUCAUCACCAUUCUCAGCAUCAGUGUUGUUGCAACCACUCAACAGAGACGACAAUAACAACGUGCCUUGACAAUCUCGAUCCGGACAGAAACAGCUUCUCAUCCUCGAAAGAAACCCUCCCAGUCAAUCCCAUGUCCAUGUCCAACUCCCCACCCUCAUCCCCUCCUCGCUUCCGCUCCAGCGCCGGAUACGGCGCCACGACCUAUCUCCCUGAAAACCCCAAAUCACCACCUCUGAGCCCAGGAGGAACUUCGGUCAUGAGAAUCGGAAGUAGCCAUUCUUCUGGCUCACAACCAAACUCCCACGCUCGACGACCUUCAACUCCCAAUAUUCCGAGCAAUCCCACCACAAUAGGAAGUUUCAGCGACAUGGUGCGACCGGUGCAUGAUAUACAUAAUCCGUAUAUACGAUUGCCCAAACCGACACCAGGGAGGGAACAUCAGGAUCCGCGUGCCGCGCCGGUACCGGGUCCUUCGGCGGGGAAUAUUGGUGGGCAGAUGUUGGGGAGGUAUUCAAGAGGUGAAGCGCAUAAAGGGGCGGAUGUGGAGAGAUUGGUGGGUUGGAAGAGGGAGGAGAUUGAGGAGAGGAGAACGGAGGAGAGGAUUGAACAGUCGUAUCGUGAUAGGUGGAAUAAGUAUCUCAAAGAACGGGAGAAGAAGGAGAGGAGGGAGGCGAUGGAACAGGAGCAGGCACAAAGAGAUAGUGCGGGUGGCUCUUCUAGGCGGAGUAAGGAUAAGUCUAGAAGGAGGUCUGAUCAUAAAUGUACCAUCAAUUGA